UUAAACAGAAGAGUUCAACUUCAAACUACAAAAGCAUUUCGGUGCGUGCUGUGCAGAUCAGAGAGAAAGCGAUGGGAGUGUUCACAUUUGUUCUCCGCAAAUCCGGCAAGGAAUGGAAGGCUAAGCAGUUUUCCGGCGACAUUCAGGAAUCGUCUCCGUCGACCUUCGAGAUCCAAAGGAAGCUCGUUAAGGCUGUUCAAGCCACAGAUUCCUCCGGUGCAGUUCGGACCUCUUACUCUCUUGUUUCCCCUUCAUCUGCCGUUUUUCAGGUCAUUGUGGGUGGAGCAGUCAUUAUUGGAGGUGGUGUAGCUGCUGCUCCUGCAGGAGGUGCUGCCCCAGCCAGUAACGCUGCCCCCGCUGCAGCGAAGAAAGAAGAAAAAGUUGAGGAAGAAGAGGAGGAUGAUGAUUUGGGGUUGUCACUCUUUGACUAGAGGUUUUCCAGUUCUUUGAUUUUUAUGGAAGCAUCUUUAUUUUUUUGUUGGAGUCAUGUAUUGGUUUGCAUUAGAUUAACAUAAACUCUUAGAACCGAGCCAAUAAAAAUACUAAUUUAAUGGUUUACUAUGCCAAAUCAAUUUUUUUGGUUGGAGUCAUGUAUUCGUUAGCGGCCUCUACUUAGCCGUUAG
Messenger RNA from Lotus japonicus, 623 nucleotides. Its product is annotated as 60S acidic ribosomal protein P3-like. Lineage: Eukaryota; Viridiplantae; Streptophyta; Magnoliopsida; Fabales; Fabaceae. Gene Ontology annotation, cellular component: ribosome. Bases 72 to 431 code for a protein of 119 amino acids. The transcript is spliced from 2 exons. Gene Ontology annotation, molecular function: structural constituent of ribosome. The record is from RefSeq and is a predicted model, not a curated record.